ACUCCUAAACUCCCUCCUAACUCACUUCUUCUCUCUUUUACAUACAAAAAGUCACAAACAGACACAUUAUUUUUUCUCACCCAAAUCAACCAAAAUGGCAUACCUCAGAAGCUCUCUUGUCCUAGCACUUCUCUCUAUGUUCAGGUCUUUAGUGUUAGCUUCUUCUAUAACAUACGAUGUGGUGAGUUUGGGAGCAAUAGCAGAUGGAAAAACUGACUCAACUCAGGCUUUUGUUAGUGCAUGGACAAAAGCUUGUGCCUCAGUAAGUUCUGCCAUGAUUUAUGUGCCAGCAGGGAGGUUCUACCUCGGGCAAGUGGUUUUCAGUGGACCAUGUAAGAACAAUGCUAUCACUGUGCGCAUAGCUGGGACACUUGUGGCUCCAUCAGACUAUACGGUACUUGGAAAUACAGGAACCUGGCUUUUGUUUGAGCAAGUUAAUGGGGUUACCAUAUCUGGAGGAAUUCUUGAUGGCCAAGGCACUGGUUUAUGGUCUUGCAAAGCCUCUGGCAAUGGCUGUCCUUCUGGAGCCACGACACUGGAAUUUUCCAACUCAAACAACAUUGUGGUCAGUGCAUUAACCUCCUUAAACAGCCAAUUGUAUCACAUUGUCGUAAAUGGCUGCCAAAACGUGAAAAUGCAAGGUGUUAAGGUCAUUGCGCCCGGAAAUAGCCCAAACACUGAUGGCAUUCAUGUUCAAUUAUCUUCAAGUGUCACAAUUCUCAACUCUAAGAUUGGGUCCGGUGAUGAUUGCAUCUCAAUUGGCCCUGGUACCACUAACUUGUGGAUUGAGAAUGUUGCAUGUGGACCUGGGCAUGGAAUUAGCAUUGGGAGUUUAGGCAAGGACCAACAAGAGGCUGGUGUACAAAAUGUAACAGUCAAAACAGUUACUUUUACCGGUACUCAGAAUGGGGUGAGAAUUAAGUCAUGGGGAAGGCCUAGCAAUGGGUUUGCUAGGAACAUUCUUUUUCAACAUGUCACUAUGCAAGAUGUCCAAAAUCCAGUUGUAAUUGACCAAAAUUAUUGCCCCAGCAAUGAAGGUUGCCCUGGUCAGGUUUCUGGUGUUCAAAUUAGUGAUGUGACAUACCAAGACAUCCAUGGAACAUCAGCUACAGAGGUUGCUUUGAAAUUUGAUUGUAGUUCGGAGUACCCAUGCUCGGGAAUAAUAUUGGAGAAUGUAAAGCUCACUUACAAUAAUAAUCAAGUGGCCCAAGUUUCAUGUGUCAAUGCUGCUGGGACAUCUACUGGUUUUGUCCAGCCCACGGGUUGCUUGUAGAGGGGAAAAAUGAUUCAGAAUCCAUAUCUACGAAGGAUUGAAAAGGAAUCCUCAUUCUUGUCCUUUCAUCCUUAGGCAGAAAAUUUAUACUUAUUUUUAGUUUCAUAGUAUGAUUGUUAGUGUGAUACGUCAUUGAUCGAGUGACAAGUUAAUUGCUUGAGCCGGUGGCAGUGCUAGUCCAUUGGGCUUUCUUGAAGCCUGCCUGACCUUGCAAUCAACAUAUAACUCGUAUAUGGAUGUUUGUGUGCGAAUUGUUGUAAAAUGUACGUAUUAUUUUCAUACUUUAAACAAUUUGACG
Messenger RNA from Quercus robur (English oak), 1571 nucleotides. Its product is annotated as polygalacturonase-like. Gene Ontology annotation, molecular function: polygalacturonase activity. NCBI's taxonomy places the organism in Eukaryota, Viridiplantae, Streptophyta, Magnoliopsida, Fagales, Fagaceae. The transcript has 4 exons. Bases 95 to 1273 code for a protein of 392 amino acids. The record is from RefSeq and is a predicted model, not a curated record. Gene Ontology annotation, biological process: carbohydrate metabolic process.